Molecule: messenger RNA, 485 nt
Organism: Chenopodium quinoa (quinoa)
Lineage: Eukaryota; Viridiplantae; Streptophyta; Magnoliopsida; Caryophyllales; Amaranthaceae
Exons: 3
Coding region: 1-399 (132 amino acids)
Source: RefSeq, a predicted model, not a curated record
AUGGAGUUGGAAUUCAGCAAAACAAUCAUCCCAAAGAAAGAUAUUGAGCUUUUCUUUUUCCCGGUAUUUGAAAAGGAUCAUUAUUAUCUGGUAUGUUUUAACACCACCACAGACUGUGGUACAAUUGAGGUUAUUGAUUACAGUGAAGGUCCUAGAGAAAAUAUGAAAUUGCUUAAAAAUCUGAAAAGUGCAUUUUCAUAUUUCAUGAAUGGUGAAGGAAGUAUACAAAGUGUUGUUUUGUCAAAACAAAUCAAGUCUAUGGAGUCUGUUGUGGUUGAUUUACCUUGGAAGUCUUCAGAUGAUUAUCAUUUGCAUUGCGGUGUUGCAAUGAUGAGGCAUAUGGAAACAUAUAUGGGUUUGCAAAAGUGGAAUUCAGGUUUAAAGAAAAAUAAUACAUAAUCAUUGACAAACUUCGUUUGAAGUAUACCCUCUCAAUUAUUUCAAGUGAAGUAAAUACUGUUAAACCUGUUAAACAAGUUGUCCAA